CGCUCUAUGUUCGUGCAGGAGCUGCCAACAUGGAAGGUAAAGAGGAUACCUACCACUGGGCAUUAUCGGUAGGGCCCAAGAGCGACAAUAACGAUGCUAGAGGCGUACGAUAUCACGCCCGAGAUCGUGCAACUCAAGAAGCAGACUCUGCCUGGGCUUUUGAAGAAGCAAAAACAUCUAUGACUCCCACA
Molecule: messenger RNA, 191 nt
Organism: Aureobasidium uvarum
Lineage: Eukaryota; Fungi; Ascomycota; Dothideomycetes; Dothideales; Saccotheciaceae
Source: the annotation of a GenBank genome assembly